GCAUGCGCUCCAAGAAUUGCUCCCUGUCUCUUCCUGUGCUGCUCUGCCCCGUGCCCCGUUCUCCCUCUGGGCGCCUCACAGAGCAGCUAUAAUGGCUGCCGGGCCCUGCAGCCUCCCUCUGGCGCUGCUGCUCUUGCUGGCGUCCCUGCUGCCUACGAGUUCUUGGGCUUCGGAUGCGGCCGGCGGCGGGGAGGCUCCGGGCUCCGGGGAGCGGUUUAAGAUCGAGGGCCGCGCAGUGGUGCCGGGAGUGAAGCCCCAAGACUGGAUUGCGGGGGGUCGAGUGCUUGUGGACGGGGAGGAGCACGUCGGCUUCCUCAAGACAGAUGGGAGCUUUGUGGUUCAUGAUAUCCCUUCUGGAUCAUAUGUAGUUGAAGUUAUAUCUCCAGCUUAUAAAUUUGAACCAGUACGAGUGGACAUCACUUCAAAAGGAAAAAUGAGAGCAAGAUACGUGAAUUACAUCAAAACAUCAGAAGUUGUCAGGCUGCCAUACCCACUUCAAAUGAAAUCUUCUGGACCCCCUUCUUACUUUAUAAAGAGAGAGUCUUGGGGAUGGACUGAUUUCUUAAUGAAUCCCAUGGUUAUGAUGAUGAUCCUUCCAUUGCUGAUCUUUGUACUGUUGCCUAAGGUUGUCAACACAAGUGAUCCUGAUAUGCGGCGGGAAAUGGAGCAAUCGAUGAAUAUGCUGAAUUCUAACCAUGAGCUGCCUGAUGUAUCAGAGUUCAUGACAAGACUUUUCUCUUCAAAAUCUUCUAGCAAGUCUAGCAGUGGUAGCAGUAAAACAGGGAAAAGUGGGGCAGGAAAAAGGAGGUAGUUGUUUCUUCCUCUCUGCCCCGAACCACAAUUUGCACAGCUCUGUUAUGUGGUAUCAUCUGUACAUUCUGUGGAAGAACAAAAAGCCACUACUGUAACCGUAAUCCAAUAUCAAAUUGGACACAGUACAACUAUUGUGUGUGGUGUAGCUUUUUAACCUAUUUAUGUAUCUUGUUCUUUAACCCGUGAGGAUGUAGCUUCAGUUCUGUUUCUCCAUAUGGUCAGUGCUGAUAAUGAAUGAACUCCUUUAAAGAAAAUGACAUUAAAAAGUUUAAAUUAUGAUGUGCAAUAUAUUAAUGGUUCUUAAAACAUAACUGUAAAAUAUUUGGGAUCGAGACAAAAUAUUCUUUGUUUUUGAACAGGCUUAAUGUUAUGUGUUUUUCUUCUAUAAAGUGUCUAAAUUCA
This is a messenger RNA of Eublepharis macularius, 1215 nucleotides long. It is a transcript of the gene EMC7, whose product is annotated as ER membrane protein complex subunit 7. Gene Ontology annotation, molecular function: carbohydrate binding. The coding region runs from base 92 to 811 and encodes 239 amino acids. Gene Ontology annotation, cellular component: EMC complex. NCBI's taxonomy places the organism in Eukaryota, Metazoa, Chordata, Lepidosauria, Squamata, Eublepharidae. The transcript is spliced from 5 exons. The record is from RefSeq and is a predicted model, not a curated record.